Ictalurus punctatus (channel catfish) is the source of this 1134-nucleotide messenger RNA. It is a transcript of the gene gadd45bb, whose product is annotated as growth arrest and DNA-damage-inducible, beta b. The transcript is spliced from 4 exons. Bases 66 to 542 code for a protein of 158 amino acids. Gene Ontology annotation, cellular component: cytoplasm; nucleus. The record is from RefSeq and is a predicted model, not a curated record. Gene Ontology annotation, biological process: regulation of cell cycle. NCBI's taxonomy places the organism in Eukaryota, Metazoa, Chordata, Actinopteri, Siluriformes, Ictaluridae.
GUGAGAGUAACACUGUGGAGUUAUUCAUUCUGUGAAACUCCACUUGAUUUUAUUGGAUUAUUAUUAUGACUCUCGGAGAUGUUAGGAGUUGCAGCUGCUCUCACACACAGACAGAGGGUGUGGCUGAUGCUCUGUUGGAGUUGCUUUCAGCAGCGAGGCAUCAGGACUGUGUCACGCUUGGAGUUUACGAAGCUGCACAACUGCUGAAUGUGGAUCCAGACAGUGUGGUUCUGUGUGUUCUAGCAGCUGAUGAGGAACACGAGGGUGAUGUCGCCCUGCAGAUCCAUUUCACGCUCCUGCAGGCAUUCUGUCGUGAGAUCCACAUCGACGCACUGCGUGUCAGCGGAAUGAGACGUCUGGCCGAGACGCUGGGAGAACUGCCCACCUCUGAAGGGCCUGCCCAGGCACCCAUAGAUCUGCACUGCAUCCUGGUUACGAACCUGCAGGUUGAACACAAGAAGUUGAGUGAAGUGGGUCGGUUCUGCAGGGAGAACCUCUGCAAGAACCAGUGGAUUCCUCACAUCAGCCUUCACGAGCAUUGAGGAGCAACUGAACACAAGUAAUUAACUCUGCAACUAAGGCGUCAGACCUUGGGAAUGCAUGAGGACAGAACGAUCUGCACACGAGUGCUGUGGAUAACAGAAAAACCUUUGUGUGAUAUUAUUUUGCCCUAUAGGUGGCGCUCUAUCUUGUUGUAUGAAAAAGCAGCGGUUUAUUUGGUGUUUACAGUGGUCGUGCUACUUCUGUAUUUACCGCAAUACCACCCUGAAUCUUGUAUCUAUGCUAGCAUAAAUUAGCAUUAGCUUAUCACUAGCAAUCAGAGAAAACAAAUCAAAGAAUCCUUAUAACCUAAAUGGCAAAGUUUCUGUACACUGAACUACGGCAAGAUUUCUUGGACAAACACUAUGCUCUAAACUACAGCAACAGACUUGACGGAGAAUAAAGACACAGCUACGUUAUAUGUACGUUUAUAUCCGUGCUGCAUUCAGGAUUUCAUAAAUAUAUAAACUUUUUCCUCAACAGGAACAUUUUAUUUUAUUUCCAGUCAUAUUGACUAUCACACUGUAAAAUAUUUCUCUUAUUUAUAAACAUGCGAACGUUGAUGUUGAAUGUGAAAUAAAUGUUUAAACUUAA